CAAUUCGAAGAAGAGGUCGCGAUGACAACUGUGGCCGAGGACGACGGUCGUCCCUCUUCCGACGAAAGGAACGUCUGCGUUCCGCAACAGUUACUAGAAGCGAACGAAUUGUUAAAAUCGAUCAAUAGAAGACUGGAGGACUGCGCUUUGGAAUGGCAAGCAGAGAUCUCUCGUAAACAGUGGAGAAUGUUCAAUUCGAAAGCGAUGAUCGGUGCGGCUCAUCUGACCGAACGAUCAGCUCUGUUAGCGAGAACGUAUUUUAGGCAGAAAAACCUUGACGAAGCUUUCAAGCAUUUACUCUCUUGUAACAAAAUCUUUUCAGAAUACUUGAACGACUUCAUUGAUCUCUUGCGAGGUGACCUGUCCGAUUCGAACGUUGAGGAGCGUAACGUGCAGGAUGAUCGAUGUCGCGGUGCGACGGAGCAAAUCGACGAUUCGAAAGAUUCGAAGGAUACCAGGACCGAGGAGACCACAGGAGAGAACAGGUUUCCCUCCACGGACGAUCGAGGUUCCAGCACGGGAGAAACGAUCCGGGAUUAUCUCGAUAAUUUCGUGACGGUCCAAAACUCGUUUACCGAUGUGAUAAAAGCCAAGCUCGACUUUGAUACGAAAUUUUUGGGAUUCGAAGCUGUGUUGCAUAAAGCAACCGUGUCCAUGUCCUCGGAACCGUUGUGCCUGUGCCAGUAUUCUUCCAGUAACAUGCCAAGUACUCGUGGCAGAAAAUUAAGGAGCGUAACCGUUGAUCGCAGACGUAAUCGAACAAUUACAAAAACUAAACGGUUGACCGGGCCGGCAAGAAAUAGGUCGUCGAGAAAGAGAAAGAGAGAAGAAUCGUCAAUAAUUAUUGGAGAUUCUGGCGAUCGACCGCUGGUCGACAUCGAUUAAACAGUACGCAGACAGUAUGGACAGAGGUUCGUUUUACCAACGAACGAGCGAGCGAUCGUCCAUCACAAU
Molecule: messenger RNA, 954 nt
Organism: Ceratina calcarata
Lineage: Eukaryota; Metazoa; Arthropoda; Insecta; Hymenoptera; Apidae
Exons: 3
Coding region: 22-885 (287 amino acids)
Source: RefSeq, a predicted model, not a curated record